UGUGAUUCGCACGUGUUGAAAUUGAAAAUAAAUAAAUAGUUGUACUUAGCUUCAUUGAAUAAAAAUUGUUUGUUUAUUAAAAUCUCAGAAAAAAGUAAAAAUGUUAAAAAUUAGUUCUAAAAAGAAAAAUUACGUUCUAAUUGAUAAAAAUAAUGGUGAUGAUAGUGAAACUGGUUCGAUGGUUGAAAGAAUAGAAAAUGAUUCAAAAGAGGAGUUUGACGUUGAAGAAUCUGAUAGCACUGAUGGGUUUUCAGGCGAAGAAUUUAAUGAGGACGCAAGAGAAAAUGGUGAAGUUGUUAUGGGCAUCAAACGUAAAUAUGAACCAAAAUCACCUAAACAAGUUGCAGGAAAAAAAUUAAAAAUUGAUGCAAAUAAUUCCAAGAACCUAUAUAAACCAGCAACUGUAGAGGAAAUUAAUAGACUUCGAGAAACAGAAACACAAUUUCAUUCAAAUCUAUUUCGCAUGCAAAUAGAGGAGAUAAUUCAAGAAUUGAAAAUUAAGGAAAAAGUCAAAAUAUUCGUUAAUGAUUGGCUAUCGCAAUUUAACGCAUUUUUAGAUGAAAUGGAAUCCCAAACUGAAAAGCUAGAUAGUUGCAAUCUUACUUGGGUAAAAGCAUGUCAGUUUAAAAGCCCUUUCAGAAGAAAAAAUACUGUGAAGCAGAAAUUCCAAUUUCAGUUUUUAAAGCCAUCUAAACCCGCUGUUUUCGUGGGAUCUUUUGUCUCAAAUACAAUUAUUGAUUCACUUAUGACAAUAGAUAUUUGUGUUGAAAUGCCAGCUAAAACUUUCCAAAAAGGGGAUUAUCUAAAUUUAAUAUAUGAAGAGAAACGUUCUUUGUAUAUACUUUAUUUGGCGCAUAAAAUGGUUGAGAGCAAAAAAUAUAAUGCAGAAUUAAUUCACUACAAUUAUUUUCAAAACAAUUCAUUAAAACCUGUUUUGGAAGUUAGUGUUGACGGAAAAUACCAAGAUAAAGUUAAAUUUAGAAUAUUUCCAGUUCCAGAGGACGGAUCUUUCAAAUUAAACCGGUUUGUUCCUUGGAACAGUAAUAUUCGAUCUAAUCUGUUUGAUGAGAAUACUUCUAAAGAAAACGAAAUUUUUUAUGCCACCCCUUAUUAUAAUUCAAAUAUUUUAUUCGAUAUAACAAUGAAAAAAAAUAGUGAGUUAAUUCAAACGGUUAUUAGUAACAAUAAAAAUUUGCAAGAAGGUUUAAUUUUAUUGAAAAUUUGGUUAAAACAGCGAAAUUUAAAUGAAGGAUUAUUUUCGUUCAACAAUCAUGUAAUGGUCCUCUUUGUUGUAUGGCUAUAUCGGCAUCGUAAACUUUAUCUCGGAAUGAGUAAUUAUCAAAUAGCUAGAAAUGUUUGGCAUCAGUUAGCAUCCAGUUCCUGGAAUGAAGAGACUAAGGGUUUAUCUUUACAUUCAAAAGUAGAAGAUAAUCCAAAUCAGCCUAAUAUAGACCAAAUGCACCAAUACUUUGACUUGGUUUUCAUUGAUUGUACAGGCUUUUUAAAUGUGUGUGCUAAUAUGUCAUUGGAUAUUUAUUUGAGAAUAAAAUACGAAGCGAAUCGUGUAAUAGAUUUAUUGAAUGACAACAAAAUAAAUAGUUUCCAAGAAUUGUUUAUGACCAAAAUUCCACAUCAUAUUCAGUUUGACCAUGUUUUUGGUUUCAAAUAUGACGAUAUUAAGCAGUUUUUACAGACGGAAAAUCAAAAACCCGAAUAUUUGAAUUUUGCUGGAGACUGGCUACCUGAUGCUACGAAACAGGUGAUAAAUGUAUUAAGAAAAGGUUUAAGUAAUAGAGUUUUGUCAAUUACCCCACUGGAAAAAAUGGUUGGGCCUUGGAGUAUCAAAUGCAAACCACCAAAAUCUCAAGAUAGCUUCCGAAUUGGAAUAGUUUUAAAUUUGGGAAAAGCACUUGAUGUUCUUGAUAAAGGUCCCCAAGCUAAUGAUGCAACGGCACCUGAAUUUCGAAGUUUUUGGGGUAAUAAAUCUGAAUUACGUCGUUUUCAAGAUGGUUCUAUAACGGAGGCAUGUGUUUGGGGUGAAAAAAAUGAUACUUUAAAAGAAAAAAGAUUAAUUGUAAAACAGAUAAUUUUUCAUUUACUGCAACUUCAUUUCAAUAUCAAGGAUGUUUGGUAUUUAGCCGACCAAUUUGAUAAUACCUAUGAAUUAGAUAAAGAAUUUAUUUCACCUAAAAAUCUUAAAUUAAAUGCUGAGUAUUGUGCAAUAGAUGUAAUAAAAAAUUUUGAUGAUAUUGGCAAAAAACUUAGAGCAUUGCAAGAAUUGCCAUUAGAUGUAACGGGUGUUCAAGGCAUAUCACCAGUUUUUCGAUAUGUUGAACCUGUUCCCAUAUUGAAUAAUGCGACGUUUUACACAGAUAUUGGAACUAAAAAAUUAUUAUUUCGAGCUUAUAAUAUUAAUGAAGGAAUAAUUGAAUUAGGUACAAGUGGGAAAUGGCCUAAUGAUUUGUCUGCAUUUAGAAGAAUUAAGACGGCAUUUCAUAUUAAAAUAGCCAACAGUCUUAUGGAGGUGUACAAGCUGAAAACGCGAGGAGGAAUCGAUGGAAUUCACAUUUUGAAUAAUGGAUAUUUAUAUAAAAUCGAAAUAUCACAUCCAAAAGAAAUAGCUUUGCUAAAAAAAACUACCACUGAAAAAGGUGUAAUUCGAUAUGUUGACACUGAAGAAAGCAUACAGCUUGAAAAGCGUUUAAUUAUUUUGCCAAAAGUUACAAGUGCUUUACAUGGCUUAUACCAGCAAUUUUCUUGCUAUGGUCCCACUGUUAUGAUUGCGAAGCGAUGGUUGAAUUCCCAAUUGAUUGAUUCUUAUCUAUGGCCCGAUGAGUGCACGGAAUUAUUAGUUGCAUAUCAAUUUCUUAAAUCUAAUAGUUUACCAAAUCCUUGCCAACCACAAAUUGGUUUUUUAAGAUUUUUAAACUUAUUAACUACUAUGAAUUGGCAGACUGACAUGUUUAUUUUAAAUUUUAACGAUGACAUGACGCAACAAGAAAUAGCUGACUUGGAAGAAAAAUUCUCAACGAAACGUGAUACAUUUCCAUUACUUUUUAUUGCAACUUCAUUUGAUGAAAAGAGAUAUGGAACAUGGUGGGGUAAAACGGCACCCAAUAUUCAUAUUUUAUGUAGAGUUGUUACAUUGGCAAAACAUGCUCUUGAAAUAUUACAAACGAUGUAUUUGUCCGGUAAUAAAUUACAUAUAAACAGUCUUUUUUUACCGUCGUUUGAUGGUUAUGACGUUAUUAUUAAAUUAAAUAAGGAUAUUGUACAAAAAUGUACGGUUCAUAAGCUUUCGGAGAUCAUUAGUGCAUCUAAUAAAAAAAUUGUUCCCACAGCUGGUUUUAAUCAUGUUUUAUUAGGUUUGAGUGAAUUGAGGGAAGGAUACUCUGAGUUUGGUGUAUUUUUUUACGAUAUGUAUGGGGGUCAAGAUAUAGCUGUUAAAUGGAAGCCACAUGUCUUUGAACCGAAAGUCUUUAGUUUGGCCGAAAUAAAUGGAUGUAGUCCUCACGAAGACGAUAAAAUAAUUUGUAAACCUAAAAGAUUUCUUACGGAUUUUAAAGUAAUAUUGAAAGGUUUGUUUGAAGACCUAAUUUUAAGUGCCGAUGUAUAUAAAUAUAAAUCUUAAAAUAAAAAGAAUAUAGUAUGUAAAUGUCA
Condylostylus longicornis is the source of this 3660-nucleotide messenger RNA. It is a transcript of the gene Mat89Ba, whose product is annotated as nucleolar protein 6. The transcript is spliced from 8 exons. The coding region runs from base 101 to 3631 and encodes 1176 amino acids. The record is from RefSeq and is a predicted model, not a curated record. NCBI's taxonomy places the organism in Eukaryota, Metazoa, Arthropoda, Insecta, Diptera, Dolichopodidae. Gene Ontology annotation, cellular component: CURI complex; small-subunit processome; UTP-C complex. Gene Ontology annotation, biological process: tRNA export from nucleus; rRNA processing.